This is a messenger RNA of Eruca vesicaria subsp. sativa (arugula), 1026 nucleotides long. The record is from the annotation of a GenBank genome assembly. Lineage: Eukaryota; Viridiplantae; Streptophyta; Magnoliopsida; Brassicales; Brassicaceae.
CGACAAUGGAGUGGUUCUCGGUGUUCUUCGAAAAAAAAGGCUGAAACGAAGAGUGUUUGCAUAUGCGGAAUCGAAUUAACUGUAAGAAGAAAGCAAAGAUCGAAAACUGAAACAGUAAUCCAUUAAUGGUGGUGAUGAUCAUAAAGGGUAUAUUCAGGAGAUAUGAGAAAUGGAAUCCUGUUCACCCUACUUAUGGAGCCUUUUGGGGAAUGGGUAUUGGAAUUGGCUGUGGCGUUGGAUGGGGACCUGGUUUUGGCCCUGAGGUCAUUGGCUAUGUCGGUGCUGGAUGUGGUGUUGGUUUCAGUGUUGGCAUUACACUCGCUGGUCUCGGCAUUGGUCUCCCCACGAACCUUCUUCUUGCAGCUCCUUAUAACACUGUUGAAGCAACUAGAAAGGGUGCUUUUAAGUUUUUUGGUAACAAUCUUUCAGUUGAUAGUUGGAGCGAUGUUAUGCCUCAAUUUGCUGGGUUGCAGAGACAAGUCAGUGAGAUGUACUCUGGUUUUAACAAGAAGCCUCUCUUGGAUGAUUCCAUUGAUUUAAAAAGCUUGCCGUUGUUCAUUCCACAUGAUUGUGGAAGAUCUGGGAGCCAUCUUCUCUAUGUGCGAAAAGGUUUGGAUGACAAGAACCGUGGAGAUUCAUCAGCUACGUUGUGACAUAGACCACGAGGAUCUCAAGCAUCUGAGACCCUCCUUUCGAGAUUUUGAUUGAAUAGUUACUUUCUUUUGGCAUGUGUGACUAUGAAACAUACUCAGAACAAAUCAGAACCUGUUUCCUGUCUUGGUUGGCGGGUGACACUACGAAACAAUCCUGAAGCAUUUGAUUGUGAAUCCAUGUUACAGUUACAUAGAUGCGUCUAAGAAGUUUAGGGUUUAGCAGUAGCAUUUAUAGAUGGUUCAGGUUAGUUAACAUGUUUCACAAAAGAAAAAACAAGUUCAGAAGUUUAGUUAAUGCUACACCUUAGGUUAAUGCUUUGCCCUUAAUCAAACAAUAUUUUUUGCUCUUUAUACCUUGCUUCUCGGGAUAAAG